Hibiscus syriacus is the source of this 1278-nucleotide messenger RNA. RefSeq names its product ATPase ARSA2-like. The record is from RefSeq and is a predicted model, not a curated record. The transcript has 7 exons. Bases 211 to 1272 code for a protein of 353 amino acids. Gene Ontology annotation, molecular function: ATP binding; ATP hydrolysis activity. NCBI's taxonomy places the organism in Eukaryota, Viridiplantae, Streptophyta, Magnoliopsida, Malvales, Malvaceae. Gene Ontology annotation, biological process: post-translational protein targeting to endoplasmic reticulum membrane. Gene Ontology annotation, cellular component: GET complex.
UUUGAAUGUAAAGGUCGUGGAAAUUACAAACAUAACAUUUAUGUAUAUACACUAUGAAACAUUCCAUGCACGUCUUACGUUAUUAAAAGAUGAUGCCUUUCCACAAAUAACUCCGGUUUUAUCGUAAGAUUUUCUGUGUACUUCCAAUUGGUUUUUGGGUGACACAAAAAGGAAGAAAGCAAAAAAAAAAAAAAAAUUGUUAACGGGAGAAUGGCGGACAAUCAGGAUUUACCGGUGCCGACGGUUCAAAACAUACUGGACCAGAAGAACCUGAAGUGGGUUUUUGUUGGCGGCAAAGGAGGUGUGGGUAAGACCACAUGUAGCGCCGUUAUAUCGAUCCUCUUGGCUGGGGUCCGACCCUCUGUGUUGAUUAUAUCCACGGAUCCUGCUCAUAAUCUCAGCGAUGUUUUCCAACAAAGAUUCAUAAAGACACCCACGUUAGUCAAUGGCUUCAGCAAUCUAUAUGCCAUGGAGGUGGAUCCUGCAUCAGAAGAAGAUGAUGUGAGUGGGGGUGAAGGAAUGGAUGAUUUAUUUUCGGAUUUGGCAAAUGCAAUUCCAGGAAUUGACGAGGCUAUGAGCUUUGCAGAGAUGCUUAAAUUGGUGCAAACAAUGGAUUACUCUUGCAUUGUAUUUGAUACUGCCCCGACCGGGCAUACGCUCCGGCUUUUACAGUUUCCGGCUACCUUAGAGAAGGGACUUGUAAAAGUGAUGGCGUUGAAAAGCAAAUUUGGUGGCUUAUUGGGUCAGAUAACCCAUCUUUUCGGGAUUGAUAAUGAAUUUGGGGAGGAUGCACUUGUGGGGAGGCUUGAAGGCUUGAAAGAAGUGAUUGAACAAGUUAAUAAGCAGUUUGAAGACCCAGACUUGACAACCUUUGUCUGUGUUUGCAUCCCAGAGUUCCUCUCUCUGUAUGAAACAGAGAGACUGGUGCAGGAACUCACCAAGUUCGAGAUAGAUACACACAAUCUUGUCAUUAACCAAGUAAUUUUCGAUGAUGACGAGGUCGAGUCCAAGUUAUUAGAAGCAAGAGUACGGAUGCAACAAAAGUAUCUCGAUCAGUUUUACAUGUUAUAUGAUGAUUUUCACAUCAUUAAGCUUCCACUGUUGCCAGAAGAGGUUACUGGGGUUGAAGCACUGAAAUCAUUUUCGCAUAAUUUCCUCACACCGCAUGGACCGGCCAUCGUCCGAGGAACAAAAGAAGAACUCGGGCGAAGGAUAUCGGCGUUAAAGAAACAUAUAUCGGGUGCGGAAGCUGAACUUGAGAAACAUGGAUAAUUAAAC